AGUAAAACAAUAAUUUAUUCAUAAAAGCUUUUACAAUGCAUCUAGCACAUGAGUCGUAGUAAAGCUAUUUUUCCACCAAAACUAGCCUAAUUGAGUCGAAGUUUUUAGUCACAUAAUCGUAUUGCAAGGGUAUGGUACAAGGAAGAUAGCUCCAAUGCAUCAAAAAUUACAAGAAAAGCUGUGGAGUAUAUCUUUAUCAUACCAUUGCUAGUAGUCGUAUGACCUAGCAGCUGCUGUACGUGCAGAAAGUUUGGAACGAGUUACUACAAUAUGGUUUUUCUUUCAGGUAAGCUCUUGCAUCAAGUCUUUGAGCAACAUGGUACAACGAUCCUGAAUUCCUGAUGAAUGAUUUCCUUGCAUUAGCCAAGUAAAAAAAAAAAAAAAAAAAACAAAGGUGAUAGUAUUUCUAUACCUCUAUGGUCUAAUAUAGUUGUACCGUGCUCUAGUUGUUUUCAGAUCAAAUAUCGAUAAUCACCAGAGUUGCAUGAGCUCCUGGUAAAGUUCGAUGCUUUAUUCUCCUUGAUGAUUGAUGUCAGAGACUUUUAUGGGUAAUAUAAAGAUGGAGAAUCUGUGGGCUUUAUUUUGUGGGCAAACUGAUUGUGCAGUAAACAGUUCUGAACCUUGCAGUCAGUUUAUGUUUGUUAUCCAUCCUUCUGCCUGUGUCAACCAUGCUUCCAUUGUUUGCUUCAAUAUACUGCUUCUGAUAAUCCUCUUAUUCAGCUUCAUUUACCAAAUUUCUUCCAAGAAAAUCGAGAUACGAGCUAAUCAUAGACAGUUUUCAACCCUACACAUGUUAUCAGCUGUUUUUAAUGUAUCUUUGGGACUUGUUUACGUAGGCUUAGGUAUUUGGAUUUUGAAGGAAAAGUUGAGAAAUGAUCAUUCUAUUUCACCAAUUCAUUGGUGGGUUAUAUAUUUCUUUCAUGGAGUUACGUGGUUGUUCAUGGGACUAACAACGAAACAUAUAGGAGGAGGAUCUUCCCCGAAAGCCCCAUUGCAAAUCUUGUCCAUUUUGGUUUUCCUGUAUGCUGGGAUUUACUGUUGUCUGGUUCUUUACUUCGCCAUAAUGAACCAUGAAAGAAUUACAGUUAAGGCUGGCUUAGAUAUUCUGUCUUUCCUAGGAGCAGGUUUGCUCUUGUUAUGUACUUACAAAGGAUACAAGAAUGAAGGGAUGGCUAGUGAUGGAAAUAAUACCCUUUACAUACCUUUGAAUGUUGAGGAUAAAGGUCUUAGAGAAACUGAUUUAGCUUCCCAAAUUACCCCAUUUUCCACAGCUGGGUUGCUCAGUGAGAUGUCAUUUUGUUGGUUGAAACCUUUGUUGAAAUUGGGUAAGGAAAAGACACUUCAGGAAGAUGAUGUACCAAAACUUCGAGACAUAGACAGAGCAGGAUCCUGUUACCUGCAGUUUCUGGAUCGAGUGAGUAAACGGAAACAGGAUAAUGAGUUGCCGUCAGAAUCCACAAUCUUGUGGAGUAUUGUUGCAUGUCACUGGAGGGAGAUUCUGAUGUCAGGGUUCUUCGCAUUUUUUAAAAUAGUCGCACUGUCAGCUGGACCUCUUUUGCUGAACUCCUUCAUUAAGGUAGCUGAGGGUAAAGAAGCUUUCAAGUAUGAAGGUUAUCUUUUGGCCAUCUUACUAUUCCUUUCAAAGAUUUUGGAAUCUUUGUCACAAAGGCAAUGGUAUUUCCGAAGCAAAUUGAUUGGCCUCAAAGUGAGGUCCAUGCUCACUGCAGCAAUAUACAGGAAGCAACUAAGAUUAUCUAAUGUUGCCAGGGGGAUGCACUCUGGUGGCGAGAUAAUGAAUUAUGUAUUCGUUGAUGCUUAUAGAAUCGGGGAAUUUCCAUAUUGGUUUCAUCGUACUUGGACAACAAGCCUCCAACUUUGCUGUGCACUACUUAUUAUGAUACAUUCAAUUGGACUUGCAACCGUUGGAUCUUUAAUAGUGAUUCUAUUAACCGUGCUUUGUAACACUCCUAUUGGCAAAUUACAACAUAAGUUUCAAAGCAAGUUGAUGGUUUCUAAAGAUGAAAGGCUGAAGGCUUGCUCUGAGGCGUUUGUGAACAUGAAGGUGCUAAAGUUAUAUGCCUGGGAGACGCACUUCAAGAAUGUAGUCGAAGCAUUGAGGAAAGUGGAAUGUAAACGAUUAUCAGCAGUGCAGUUACAAAAAGGAUACAGUUUAUUUUUCUACUGGUCAUCUCCUGUAUUGAUCUCUGCUGCUACAUUUGGGGCAUGUUAUUUCCUCAAAGUUCCUCUACAUGCCAGUAAUGUUUUCACCUUUCUUGCCACUUUGCGGCUGGGACAAGAGCCUAUCAAAAUUAUCCCAGAUGUUAUUGGUGUAGUUAUUCAGGCAAGAGUUGCCUUUGCACGAGUUGUGAAAUUUCUUGCAGCUCCAGAGCUUCAAAUUGAAAAUAUCAGGAAGGAGAGAAAAACGAACAGCACAAACCAUGUCAUUCAGAUGAAGUCAGCAAAUCUUUCAUGGGAGAUAAGUUCAUCAAAGCCAACAAUAAGAAACAUAAAUCUAGAUGUGCAUCCAGGUGAGAAGGUCGCUAUAUGUGGAGAAGUUGGCUCAGGAAAAUCAACAUUACUGGCAGCAAUUCUGGGAGAAGUACCACAUGCAGACGGAAUUGUGGUAGUCUGUGGGAAGAUUGCUUACGUUUCCCAAACUGCUUGGAUCCAAACAGGGACAAUACGUGAGAAUAUACUUUUUGGCUCUGCCAUGGAUGAUUCUAGAUACCAAGAAACUCUCCAGAGAUGUUCACUGGUGAAGGACCUUGAACUUCUUCCUUAUGCUGACAAUACUGAAAUAGGGGAAAGAGGAGUUAAUCUAAGUGGUGGGCAGAAGCAACGAAUUCAACUUGCUCGUGCAUUAUACCAAGAUGCUGACAUUUAUCUUUUGGAUGAUCCAUUCAGUGCUGUUGAUGCACACACUGCAGCAAGCCUCUUCAAUGACUAUGUUAUGGAAGCUCUUUCUGAAAAGACUGUCCUGCUUGUGACACACCAAGUUGAUUUUCUUCCUGCAUUUCAUUGUUGUUUGCUAAUGUCAGAUGGGGAAGUCCUUCAAGCAGGCACCUACAAUGAAUUAUUAGCUUCAAGUCAAGAAUUUUUGGACCUUGUAACAGCACACAAAGAAACUGCUGGUACUAAAACACUCGCCGGAGAUGGAAGACAUAACUAUCCAGCAAAAGAGGUUAAGACAUCAAUGGAUAUUGAGAAACAAUAUCAACCACUGAAAAGAAAUCAGUUGAUAAAACAAGAAGAAAGAGAUGUUGGAGACACUGGUUCUAAGCCAUACUUAAUAUACUUGAAUCAGAAUAAAGGCUAUUUAUAUUUUUCAAUUCUUGCUCUUGCUAAUCUUGCCUUUCUGAUCAGCCAGAUAUUACAGAACACUUGGAUGGCCUAUGGCAUCGAUAAUCCUCAUGUCAGAAAAUCAACAUUGAUUGUGGUUUACCUCAUAAUUGGACUCUGCUCGACAUUCUGCAUACUUUUUAGAUCUCUUGCAGCAGUUACAUUAGGGAUGGAAACAUCAAAAUCUUUAUUUUCUCAGUUUCUAAACUCCCUCUUUCGCGCUCCAAUGUCAUUCUAUGACUCUACACCUCUUGGAAGGAUACUAAGUCGGAUCUCCUCUGAUUUGAGCAUUAUUGAUCUUGAUAUCCCCUUCAUCUUCAUGACAACCUUUGGAGCUACUGCAGUUGCAUACACUAAUUUAGUAGUUUUGACCAUAGUUACUUGGCAGGUCUUCUUAAUCUCCAUACCAGUAAUAUACAUGGCAAUUCGAUUGCAGAGGUAUUACUAUGCAACAGCAAAAGAGUUGAUGAGACUCAAUGGUACAACCAAGUCUAUGGUUGCAAACCAUUUGGCUGAAUCUGUAGCUGGGGGAAUGACUAUAAGAGCGUUUCAGGAGGAAGAUCGUUUUUUUGCUAAGAUUCUGGAUCUUAUUGAUACGAAUGCAAGUCCAUUGUUUCACAAUUUUGCAGCUAAUGAAUGGCUAAUUCAAAGGAUUGAGAUCCUCAGUGCCAUUGUUCUUGCAGCAGCAGCAUUGUGCAUGGUUUUGCUUCCUCCCGGGACUUUUAGCUCAGGCUUCAUUGGAAUGGCUUUAACAUAUGGUCUAGCGCUAAACAUAAGCAUGGUAAACUCAAUUCAAUUUCAAUGCACAUUAGCCAACUAUAUUAUUUCUGUGGAGAGGAUUAAUCAGUACAUGGACAUACCUAGUGAGCCUCCCGAAAUAAUCAAAGAUAACCGCCCUCCACAAAAUUGGCCAUCAGUUGGUAAAGUGGAGAUAUACAAUCUGCAGAUAAGAUAUAGACCAGAUACACCCCUGGUUCUUAAAGGAAUCAGUUGUACGUUUGAAGGGGGAGACAAAAUUGGUAUUGUUGGUAGGACUGGAAGUGGGAAGACUACUCUAAUAGGGGCUUUGUUUCGCUUGAUGGAGCCAAUUGAAGGGAAGAUAAUAGUUGAUGGAAUUGACAUAGGUUCGAUAGGACUUCAUGAUCUACGUUCACGUUUUGGGAUUAUUCCCCAAGAGCCUACACUCUUUAACGGCACUGUAAGAUUCAAUAUAGAUCCAUUGUGCCAAAGUAAUGAUGAAGAAAUCUGGCAGGUGCUUGAAAAAUGUCAACUAAAAGAAGAUGUCCUAGAUAAAGAGCAUGGCCUAGAUUCCUCAGUUCUGGAGGAUGGAUCAAAUUGGAGUAUGGGUCAGAGACAACUAUUUUGUCUAGGCCGUGCUUUACUAAGAAGAAGCAAGGUAUUGGUAUUCGAUGAAGCAACUGCAUCAAUCGACAAUGCAACCGACAUGAUUAUGCAGAAAACAAUACGAAGAGAACUGACAGACUGCACUAUGAUCACAGUAGCCCACAGGAUACCAACCGUGAUGGACUGCACAAAGGUCCUUGCUAUAAGAGAUGGAAAUUUGGUAGAGUAUGAUGAACCAGUGAAUCUAAUGAACAAGGAAGGUUCGCUAUUUCGCCAACUAGUUAAGGAAUACUGGUCUCAUUCCAAUUGUACACGACAAUCGCCUCGAAACUAAAGGCGUUGAAGGUGAAAAAAACUAUGUAAAACUUUGAUUACACUCUUUUUCUCCUUCUUUCAAAUAAUAGCAGGCCAUUAUAUGCAA
This is a messenger RNA of Chenopodium quinoa (quinoa), 5104 nucleotides long. RefSeq names its product ABC transporter C family member 10-like. The transcript is spliced from 11 exons. Gene Ontology annotation, cellular component: vacuolar membrane; plant-type vacuole. Bases 530 to 5017 code for a protein of 1495 amino acids. Lineage: Eukaryota; Viridiplantae; Streptophyta; Magnoliopsida; Caryophyllales; Amaranthaceae. Gene Ontology annotation, molecular function: ATP hydrolysis activity; ABC-type transporter activity; ATP binding. Gene Ontology annotation, biological process: transmembrane transport. The record is from RefSeq and is a predicted model, not a curated record.